GACGCCCAGACGCCAUGGCUUCUGCUGUUCCGGUGGUUGUGCCACGCAUGAAGCUGGGGUCGCAGGGGCUGGAGGUCUCGGCGCAGGGCCUUGGCUGCAUGGGCAUGUCUUGCGCCUACGGCGAGCGCAGGCCCGAGCCGGAAAUGAUCGCGCUCCUUCACCACGCGGUCGCCGCCGGCGUCACCUUCCUCGACACGUCCGACGUCUACGGGCCUCACACCAACGAGAUCCUCGUCGGCAAGGGGCUGCAAGGCGGCGUGAGGGAGAAGGUGGAGCUGGCCACCAAGUUCGGCAGCGCGUUAACCGACGGCCAGUGGGAGGUCCGCGGGGACCCGCCGUUCGUGCGAGCGGCAUGUGAGGGUAGCCUCGCCCGGCUGGGCAUCGACUGCAUCGACCUCUACUACCAGCACCGCAUUGACAAUAAUGUCCCCGUCGAGAUCACGAUGGGCGAACUCAAGAAACUAGUGGAAGAAGGAAAGGUGAAAUAUGUUGGGUUAUCUGAAGCCUCGGCGUCCACAAUCAGAAGGGCACAUGCUGUUCAUCCUAUUACUGCCAUCCAGCUGGAGUGGUCGCUGUGGUCAAGAGACGUCGAAGAAGAUAUAAUCCCCACUUGCAGAGAACUUGGCAUUGGAAUUGUGGCAUACAGUCCGCUAGGCAGAGGGUUCUUAUCCAGUGGAUCUAAACUGGUGGACACAUUACGUGAGGACGAUUUUCGCAAGAUUCUCCCAAGAUUUCAACCCGAGAACAUGGUGAAGAACGCUGCCAUAUUCGAGCAUGUAAGUGAGAUGGCUGCCAGGAAAGGAUGCACGCCGUCCCAGCUCGCGCUGUCCUGGGUUCACCACCAGGGAAAUGAUGUGUGCCCAAUACCUGGGACGACAAAAAUUGAGAAUUUCAACGACAACGUGAGAGCUUUGUCUCUCAGGAUCACGCCCGAGGAGAUGGCUGAGCUAGAGUCCUAUGCCGCCAUGGAGUCUAUUCAUGGUGAUCGGUAUGCCAGUUCCAUCUACACCUGGAAGGACUCUGAGACCCCUCCCUUGUCAUCAUGGAAAGCUACUACUUAGAUAUUUCUUGUGGGGUUCGCUA
Messenger RNA from Lolium rigidum, 1083 nucleotides. RefSeq names its product probable aldo-keto reductase 2. NCBI's taxonomy places the organism in Eukaryota, Viridiplantae, Streptophyta, Magnoliopsida, Poales, Poaceae. Bases 15 to 1061 code for a protein of 348 amino acids. Gene Ontology annotation, cellular component: cytoplasm. The record is from RefSeq and is a predicted model, not a curated record. The transcript is spliced from 5 exons.